Molecule: messenger RNA, 9004 nt
Organism: Fundulus heteroclitus (mummichog)
Lineage: Eukaryota; Metazoa; Chordata; Actinopteri; Cyprinodontiformes; Fundulidae
Gene: vwf
Product: von Willebrand factor
Exons: 53
Coding region: 323-8890 (2855 amino acids)
Biological process (GO): cell-substrate adhesion; blood coagulation
Cellular component (GO): extracellular matrix
Molecular function (GO): protein binding
Source: RefSeq, a predicted model, not a curated record
AAUCACUCAGCCCGGCGAUCAGUAGGCACAUCCUGGCAUUGUCCCGCUGGGUUGUGUUUGAUGGUGUCAGUCUGCAGGCACCAUGUUGUGGACAGAAUGAUAUUCCUUCUUGACAUAACCUGGCCCUUCAGGGAAACCCCGCUAGAACUGGGCGGGGGGUACGGUCAGUGCUAUAAAACAGUGCGUCCGCCGUCGCUGCAGAACUUUUUGUCCUCACCCAAAGAAGCGGUUCUUGACCAUUGCAAUACUUCUUGGCUAUGUAAAGUUUACAUGUGGAUUUCCUCAUUGCUCUGAUCUUUAUUCUUCCGCUCUGGCACCUGGAAUGAUGGAGGUGCGCAUGAGGAGGUAUCUGCGAGAGUUUUUUGUUUUCCUGCAGCUUACAGCUUGUGUGGCAGGCGCUGGCAGAUGCAGCCUUUUCGGACGACAUUAUAUCCACACCUUUGAUGGAGUUAUUUAUGAGUUUCCUGGAGACUGCAGCUACCUUCUGGCCGGAGACUGCAACCAUCGCUCCUUCACACUACUGGGUGACUUUCAAAAUGGCAAAAGAACAGGGAUCACAUUGUUUCUGGGUGAUGCCUUCGAGUUGCACCUAUCUGUAAAUGGGCAGCUUUCACAAGGAGGAAAAAGAUUGUCUCUUCCCUACGCGUCUCAUUCUGUGUUUGCGGGCUCAGAACUUGGGUUUUUUAAACUCUGGAGUGAAGAGUUUGGCUUCACAGUCACCAUUGAUAAUGCUGCCAACAUUGCCCUGACUCUUGCCAAACGCCACUACAAUGGCACCUGCGGCCUCUGCGGCAACUUCAAUGCAGUCCCAGAUGAUGAAUAUAUUGCUCAGGAAGGGUUUCUCACAGAGGACAGUUAUGAUUUUGCCAACUCCUGGGCCGUGAAGGGUGCUGACCAGGCUUGUCGGCGUGUAUCCGAUCCCACCCAAUCCUGUAACAGCACAAAAGGGACCGCAGCGGUUUUGUCCAGCUGCAGUGUGCUGCAGAGCUCCAGCGUGUUUCUCCACUGCUCCCACCUGGUCUCGCCCGAUGCGUUCCUGUCCCUGUGUCAGGCAGAGGCCUGCAAAUGUGAGCAGAAAAAUGCAGAAGACUGCUCCUGUCCCUUCCUCCUGGAGUACGCUCGCACAUGCCACGCUCAUGGGAUGCUUCUGCGUGGCUGGGUGGAGGAGAGCCAGUGCUUUCCCAAGUGUCCGGUUGGCAUGCAGUACAGUGAAUGCAGCAAGUCCUGUUCUACAACCUGCCAUAGUCUCAACAUACAGGAGGUCUGUAAGGAGGAAUGUGCGGAUGGCUGUACAUGCCCCACUGGAAAGGUUUUGGAUGGGAAUCGCUGUGUGGAGGUAUCUCAGUGUUCCUGCACUCACAUGGGACGGCAUUUCCCUCCAGGAUCUACCAUCUCCCAGGACUGCAAUACAUGUGUGUGCCGCCACGGGUCCUGGGAAUGCACCAAUGAAGGCUGCCCCGGGGAGUGCUUGGUUGUCGGCCAGUCUCACUUCAAGACCUUUGACAACAAGUUUUUCACCUUCGCCGGCCACUGUCAGUAUCUCCUGGCAAAGGACUGCACGAAUAGCAUGUUUUCUGUCAUAAUUGAGAACGUGCAGUGUGCAGACGAUCAGGAUGCUGUGUGCACACGCUCCGUGACGCUCAGCCUGCCCUCCCUGGAGAACAUGACAGUGAAGCUGAAGCAUGGAGGAGUUGUGUAUGUCAACAGCAUGGCAAUCCAGACCCCAAUGAAUCAUGGCCACCUGCAGAUUGCGAGAUCAGUCCAGUCUUCUGUACGAGUAAAGUUCGGUGAUCACCUCCGUCUGGACUGGGACGGUCGCGGCCGUGUUCUUCUGAAGCUGGGACCACGAUGGGCCGGGCAGACCUGUGGUCUCUGUGGGAACUACAACGGGAACCACGGUGAUGACUUCUUGUCUGGUUCUGGACUGGUCGACGCCAGCCCCUGGGCUUUCGGCCAAGCCUGGAGGAUCAAUGGAGACUGUGAAUCCGCUCACAAGCAUGACUCUGAUCCAUGCGCAACCAACCCCAAAAGAGUGCGUUUCGCAGAAGAGGCGUGUGCAGUGAUCAUGUCAGACGUGUUCGGCCCGUGCCAUUUUCUGGUGAAUCUGGCUCCAUUCCAGCGGUUCUGUCGGUACGACGUGUGCGCCUGUGACGACGGUGAGCAGUGCCUCUGCUCCGCUCUGUCUGCUUAUGCAGCUGUCUGCUCUGCGAGAGGAGUGCUGCUCAACUGGAGAUCCCCUUCACUCUGCGAGAUGGAGUGCCCUGGAGGCCAGGUGUACGAGGCCUGUGGGAGUACAUGUGAGCGAACGUGCAGCUCUCUCUCUGGCGCCGAGCCGGGCUGUGAGGGGGGGAGGGCGUGUGAGGAGGGCUGCUUCUGUCCUGCUGGGAAAUACCUCAGCGCCUCUGGAGAGUGCGUGACUGCCGACAUGUGCUCCUGCCUGCACGACGGACAGCUUUAUCAGCCUAAUGACGUCUAUGCAGAUCACAACAGCAUUUGCUACUGCGAGAACGGCGCUAUGCGUUGCAGCUCCACGGAGACGCCGUCGUUUCUUUCUGACCUCUUCUAUGAUGACGACAUAGUGCCAUCCAGAGAGCGGCGGUCGGCCCAGUGCCCUCCUCCUCUCGUUCGUGCAGACUGUAACUCGGGUGAAAGGGGGCUGGAGUGUGCCAGAACCUGCCAGAAUCUGGACCUGCCGUGCGUCAGCCUCGCCUGCAUCCCCGGCUGCCUCUGUCCGCAAGGCACGGUACGACACCGCAGGGACUGCAUCCCGGCAGAGCAGUGUCCCUGUUACCAUAACAACAGGCCGUACGCGGCGGGACGGAGCAUCACCGUUGACUGCAACACCUGCGUGUGUGAAAACAGGAAGUGGCGCUGCACUCAGAAGCUGUGCGAUGGUGUGUGCCGCACGGUGGGGGAGGGCCAUUACAUCACGUUUGAUGGCCUCAAGUACUCCUUCCCUGGCCUGUGCCAAUAUGUCCUGGUCCAGGAUAUGUGCCACGCAGAAGAAGGCUCCUUCAGAGUGCUGGUGGAGAACGAGGCGUGUGGGACUGUAGGGCAUCGCUGUGCAAAAGCCGUAACGAUCUUCUACCAGGGCGGCUUGAUUGUGAUGCAGCAUGGAGAGGUGACGAUGAAGAAGCCUGUGCUGCAGAGUUCGCAGGUGGAGAUCGUCAGAUCCGGUCAGUUUUACACCAUCAUGUUGGGGAAAGACAUCUCAGUCAGCUGGGACAGAGGGACUCGCCUCCUCGUUCACAUCUCAGCUUCCUACAGGGGCAGGGUUUGUGGCCUGUGUGGGAACUUUGACGGGAAUGUCAACAAUGAUCUGAUGAGCAGCAACAACCAGCUGGAGGUGGAUGCCUCACACUUUGGCAACUCCUGGAAGGUCAUUCCCAGCUGCGCUGACGUAACUGAGAUACCAGCUCCUUGCAGUGACAACAUUGUAAAACUGGUUACAGUGGAGCAGUCGUGUCGUGUGAUCACCGGUCCCCUCUUCAAAGAAUGCACCAGCCAGGUGGAUGCAGAGCCGUACGUAGAGAUGUGUGUGGAGGCAGCGUGCUCGUGCUCGUCGGUGGGGGAUUGCGCAUGUUUCUGUGAUGCCAUCGCGGCGUACGCGCAGGCCUGCGCGGAGAAGGGGGUGUCUGUCACGUGGAGAUCCAACGAUCUUUGCCCAAUGAGCUGUGAAGAGCUGAACCCUAAGAUCCCAGGCACAGGGGAGGAGUUGUGCCAGUGGAGGUAUAACACCUGCGCACCUGCCUGUCCAAUCACCUGCCAGCACCCGGAGCCCCUCCACUGUUCACUGACGUGUGUGGAAGGCUGUCACGCUCACUGCCCACCAGGUCAACUUCUGGAUGAGGUGGAAAUGCGAUGCGUAGAUCCUUCCCAGUGUCAGGUGUGUAUCCACGAGGGUCAGAGGAUAUCCCACGGGAACAAGGUCAUCCUGAACCAUGAUGACCCAACCCACUGCAAGAUAUGCCACUGUGAGAACAACGUUCUCAGCUGUGAAGACUGCACCGCCCUCGCCCUCUUGUCCACUCCCACACCAACAACGGCUUUCAGCACCUUCACCACGCUGCCUUUCACCACCUUGAUGCCCGAGGGCAUGUGCGACCGUGCGAUGGAUCUGGCCUUCUUACUGGAUGGUUCAGAAGCUCUGAAUGAGGAGGAGUUCCAGGCCACCAAGGACUUCAUACUCGGGGUGGUUGAACGUUUCCGUAUGGGCUCGGCUCACACCAGAGCCACGGUGCUGCUCUACCACUCUGGAGUUAAAACAUAUGACCUGCAGGUUCAGAAGUGGCUGUUUAAGAAGACCGUGCGGGAUCUUCAUUACACAGGCGGAGACGCAGCCUUCUUGGACGAAGCUGUCAAGUACCUUGCCAUCAACAUCUACGACAAGAACAAGCGCGAGCACGCCGGUCGCGUAGCCAUUAUCCUGACGGCCAGUGGCAACCCUCGUCCCGUGCGUGCCAUCGUGAAGAUGCUCCGUAAGAAGGCCAUCACCACCUUGACCGUGGCACUCGGUCCCGGGGUCAACAUGGGGCAGAUCAAUGACAUCACCAAGGCCAACCCAGAUAACAGGGCCUACGUGCUGAGCAGCACGGGUGAGCUGCCCGAUCGCCUGUUGGAGGUAACAGAUUACCUUUGCACCUUGGGGAUGGAGCCUGAGGUGCCGAAACCGCCGGGACCGAAACCUACGCCGGGGAAAGCCCGCCAGGUCUCUCCCACCACCUCUCCAGCACCUUAUACACAACCAGAAACAACACAACGCCUACCCAACACUCCUGCGCCCACUCCGCCCUCUGGCCUUUCUCCUGUCACCACGAUACCGCCGUACCACCCUCCGGCCACGGACGUGACCUUCAUCAUAGAAGGCUCUGACGCCGUCGGCGAGGCCAACUUUAACCAGUCUCUCGUCUUCCUGGAGGAAGUCAUCUCGCAGCUGACGGAAGAGGAGGAGUUCAUCCGCGUCACAGUGAUCCAGUACUCUGUGACGGUCACCGUGGAGAUCAGCCGCUGGGAGCUGAGGCAGCAGAGGGCCCACCUGCUGCAUCGUCUGCGAGAGAUUCGCUGGAGAGGGGGGAGCAAGACAAACACCGGGACGGCUGUCACCACGGCUCUCCAAGAAAUGGCCACAAUCCAUCCCCCCCGUGGCCCCGCCCCUCCUCAGCUCGUUUUCCUCGUCACCGAAAAUCCCCCUACGGACAUCGUGACGCGCCCGCCAACCACGAGCACGCAAACACGCGUGUAUCCCAUCGGUGUAGGGCCGAGAGUGCAUGAAACAGACCUGGUCCAGUUCAGCCACCCCGAGCGUCCGCUGAUGGUGGAGGACUACGACCGUCUGACCACCUUGGUCCACCGUGUGGUCAACAUCACGCAGACCACAGUUAGACCCCGCUUUCCCACGCUGCCACCCCUCAUCGUCCCAACUCACUCCACCCUGCCGCUGACAGUGCCCUGCAAGAAGCCCGUCGAUGUGAUGUUCCUGCUGAAGGCCGGAGAGCAGUUCGAGGACAUGAAGACGUUUUUAAAGACCUUCAUUAGUAAUGCUGAUAUAGGACCGUCUGGCACUCAGGUGAGCUUGAUUCAGUACGGAGACGUAAACACUGCUGAGUUCACGUGGAACGAUCAUCAAAGCAAGUCAGACCUUCUGAGGCGAGUGGAGGGCAUCCCGAGCAGGACCACGGCAGCUUCUGCUUUAGGCUCGGCCGUAAGAUUCGCUGUGCAGACCUCCAUCCUUCCUUCCUCUGUCAGCGGUGGGAGAGUGGGUGUCCCCAAGGUAGUGGUGAUGGUGGUGACAGAGAAAUCCACCGACGACGUUAAAGAGGCAGCCGCUGAAGCCCUGGCAGCGGGCGUGUCGGUGUUCCCCAUUGGCGUUGGGCCGAACUACGACGCCAAUGAGCUGAGCGCGCUAGGUCACCACGGCAACCAGGACAAUACUCUGCAUCUGAACAACAUGGACCAGUUACGAAUGUUUUUAACCCUGGACAACAGCUACACGGAGAGAAUCUGCAGAGCCGGUCCACCAGGAGUGUGUGUCGACGAUGACGGAAAGGAGAGAAAGCCUGGCGAAUCGUGGAUGCUGGACGAUGGCUGCCACUCUCUCUUGUGCCACCCCAGCGGAGCGGUGACGGUCCAGAAUCACAAAGUCAGCUGCGACAGACUGGAGCCGCCAGCAUGCAGGAACAACAUGCCCCCUGCCAGAGUGGAGGAGGCCUGCGGCUGCCGCUGGGAAUGCCCCUGCAUGUGCAUGGGCAGCUCCACCAACCACGUGGUGAGGUUCGACGGGCUGGCUCUGAGACUGGAUGGAGAGGGGCUGUGCUCCUACACGCUCCUCACGGUCAGCAAAGGCAGCGGCGAAGGCUCUGAGGUCAAACUCCACACCGGACCUUGUCAAGACUCAGCAAAAUACAGCCAGAUCUGCAUGAAGGCCAUGGAGGUGACCCACGGAGCGGACACGCUGAUGCUGAAGGAUGAUGUUACGGCCAUGAUUGGUCGAGAAGAGCUCGCCUUGCCGUGGCGACAUGCUGGUCUAGAGGUGGUGCGCUACGGAGGAGUGAUGCUCCAGUUGAAAUCAGAUCAAGGCUACGUUUUGACUUUUACCCCUCAGAGCAAUGAGUUUACCAUCACGUUGCUCAGCUCGGAGGCCAGUGGGGACACUGCGGGACUCUGCGGUGCAUGUGAGGAGGCGAAGGUUAAUGUCCUGUCUUUGCGUAACGGCAACACAACCACCAGCCAGCCGGCCUUCGUCUCAGACUGGACUGUAGCCGCAGACGGCGGUGUGUGUUUGCCCAAACGGAAGGCGGUGUGCGUGUCCGGAGUGGCGAUGGGAUGUCAAGCCCUACGUUCUGAGGUGUUUGAGAAAUGUCACGCCCACAUUGCCGUUCAGGUUUUCCUCGUCAGGUGCGAGGAGCAGGCGUGCGACGAGUCAGACGUGUGCGAGCUGAUCUCGGCCUACGCGCGCCUCUGUAGACAAAGCGGCGUGUGCGUGGAUUGGAGGAGCCCCCAUCUCUGCCCCAUGCAGUGUCCAGAUUCCAUGGAGUACGACGCGUGUCGGACGGGCUGCGUGGAGGACUGUGGGAGCAUACAGUCGCUGGGAGGCGACCCGUCCGUGACCGGGCGCAACGGGUCAUCGUGUAUGGAGACACCCACGGAAGGCUGUUUCUGCUCCGGAGGGAAGGUUUUGCAUCACGGAAAGUGCGUCUCCCCGGAAUCAUGUGGACAGUGCGUGGAUCGUCAAGGACACACGUAUGCGUAUAUGCAGAGUUGGGUACCGGAGGAAAAUCCGUGUUUGAUCUGUAUGUGUUUGGACCAACAACGCAUCAACUGCACUGCCAGACCAUGCAAUGACGUCAAAGCUCCAGUGUGUGGACCCUGUGAGAUCCUGCAGGAGAAGAAAGGAUCCAAGUGCUGCCCAGAGUAUGAGUGUGUGUGUGAUCUGGUGAGCUGUGAUCCGCCUGAUGUCCCCCGCUGUGAGGACGGUCAAAGCGUGGUGCUGAAAAACCCCGGUGAAUGCCAGCCUGUUCAUGAGUGCGUGUGCAAAAAGGAAGCGUGCUCCCAACAAGCUCCCCCUAACUGUCCGGCCCAUCGCCAGCUGUCUGUGAAAAAGACAGAGUGCUGCGAUUCCUUCGAAUGUACGUGUAGCUGCCAGAACUCCACCCAGGCCUGCCCCGCCGGCUUCGUCACGUCCUUCCUGACCAACGACUGCGGCUGCACAGAAGCCCACUGCCUGCCUGAUAAGGUGUGUUUGGUCGGAGGAGCGGCUCACCCAGUGGGCAGCGAGUGGGAGGAAGGCUGCGAGAAGUGUCGAUGCACAGAGCUGCAGGACAGAGACACCUCGCUCCAUGUGGCCCAGUGCAGCCCACCUGUGUGCGAUCGCAACUGUCCUCUGGGUUCAACGUACACUCAGAGGAAAGGAAGUUGCUGUGGAGAAUGUACACCAAGCAGCUGUUUGGACACUGAGGUAAAGAUGCGAGGGGAUAUGCUCACUGGAAGAAAGCUCAGAUCGGUGGGUGAGAGGUGGACGUCCGCACACGACAAAUGCAUCGAACAUGAGUGUAAGAAAGUGAAAGACGAGGUGUUCAUCUCCACGACAAACGUCAGCUGUGACAGCAUCGAGACUCCAACCUGCCCGCUGGGAAGUGAGCUUCGCUGUGACACUCAGGACUGCUGCCCCCACUGCCACUGUGCGCCAUUGGAUGUCUGCGUCCUCAAUCACACCGUGAUAGGGGCAGGCGAGAGGAUGAUGAUGGAUGCGUGCACACACUGCGAAUGCACAGUGGAGGACGGAGCAGUGAAGAAAUACAAAUUAUCGUGCAAGCGAACCAGCUGUCCGUCUUGCCCAAGGGGAUACACAAUGCAGAAGGAGGGAGACGGUUGCUGUGGUCGCUGUGUUGCCACUGCCUGCUUCAUUCAGCAGCCAGACGGGAAACUCACCAGCGUGCAAGUCAACUCAACCCUUAAAGAUGGCUGUAACUUGUAUACUUGUGGCAUGAACAGCGGGGGAGAUCUAGUCCUGGAGACCAAAAUGACCACCUGCCCUCCUUUUGACCGCCAAGCCUGCCUGGCUCAAGGGGGCAAAGUCAGCCAAAUUGGACAAACCUGCUGUGAGACGUGUACUGAGCCGGAGUGCCGACGGACGGCGGGAACGCUCAACUACGUCAAAGUGGAUGACUGCCAGUCAGAGCAACAGAUUGAGCUGCACUACUGUGAGGGCAAAUGUCGCAGCAAAUCUAUGUAUUCGCUGCAGAGCGCUGCUGUAGAGCAGGAGUGCGUGUGCUGCGCCGCCAUGAAGACAGAACCUCUCAGCGUGCCUGUCCUGUGUGCCAAUGGCACACGCAGCCACCACACCGUCCUGUCUGUCACUGCGUGCGACUGCACAGCCAAACACUGCAACUAGAGGGACACAAUAACGGUUUUCUAAAUGUAGAUGCUUUGUGUGUAACCAAGCAACAUGUAGCCAUCCAGCCUCACGGAUACCAAUAAAACAAACCUUACAGUUUCUGCAAUUUGA